AAGAACGUACUUACUCUCUCUCUCUCUCUCUCUCUCUCUCUCUCUCUCAGCGCAAACCCCCCUGAAUAAACCUCACCACGCGGCUUCGUCACCACCUCCAUUGCAUGCGUUUUGUUCGUUUCCUCCUCAUCUCUCUCUCUCUCUCUCUCUCUCUCCGGAAGGCGAAUCCAGGAAAUCCAGAGGACGGACGGAAUCGGCACGGCGACGAGGAUUAUUAGCCUGUUUCUAUGGCUGUUGAGGCUCGGCGUUGCAACCUCUUUCCUUCGCAAUUCCUUGGAAACAUGUAGAGAGAUGAUAAGCGGUGUUGAAGGCAACGUGAACGUUUACAAUAACAAUCCAGUCGCGUACGGAUUUCUUCCGGCGACGGAGAAUCUGCUUCCGAUGUAUGGUUCUGCGAUUGCUGAUUGUCUUCCGGCGAAAAAUGCGAUCAAGUCCGAUAGCGGCCUUACGUACGCCCUUCCGGUGUCGAGAAAGCGGUCAAGAGAUUGCUUGAAUCCAUUGCUCACGUUUCCGAAUGGCCAGCUUCAGCGUCAGAAUAACAUCAGUCGAUGCGGUUCUUUCACCUUUCUCGGCGAGGAUAUUUCGUUACAGAUCCAACAGCAGCAGUUGGAGAUUGAUCGCUUCAUUGCUCAACACACAGAGAAGGUGAAAUUGGAGAUUGAGGAGCGGCGAAAGCGGUACUCGAGGAGCAUUGUAGAGGCAGUAGAGGAAGCGAUUGUGAAGCGGUUGAGAGCGAAAGAAGAGGAGAUAGAGAAGAUCGGGAAGAUGAAUUGGGCACUGGAGGAAAAAGUAAAGUCCCUGUGCGUUGAAAAUCAGAUCUGGAGAGACCUGGCGCAGACGAAAGAGGCGACGGCCAACGCGCUGAGGAGCAACCUCGAGCAGAUCCUGGCGCAGCACCACCACGGGGUCUGCGCAUUGGAAGAAGCGGCCGAUUUGAUCGACGACGCUCAGUCGUGCUGUGGCAGCAACUACGGCGGGGCGGAGGAGGAGCGGCGCACUUUAGCAGGGUGCGGUGGAGAGAUAGUGGCGGGGAAGGACAAGCGUGAUGAUGAUUUUGGCAGGAGCAGGAGCAGUAGCAACAGCCUCAGGCUGUGCAGGCACUGCGGGAAGGAGGAAUCCAGCGUGUUGUUGUUGCCGUGCAGUCACCUUUGUCUCUGCACUGUUUGCGGAUCGUCGGUCCACACUUGCCCCAUCUGUAACACCCCCAAGACUACGAGCGUUCACGUAAUUGUGCCAUCUUGAAUAUCUCUCCCUUUUAAUUUUCUUUCAAACGAAAAUAGCGUAGAAGAAAAUACAGUUAUUAGCAUCAUCCUGAUUAGUCUCAUUUCAUUCAGGUUUUGUAAUUAUCUCUUUCUCUCAUUUUGUAUUUAUUUACUUGGUUAUAAUUUUCUUCGGA
Molecule: messenger RNA, 1396 nt
Organism: Diospyros lotus (date-plum)
Lineage: Eukaryota; Viridiplantae; Streptophyta; Magnoliopsida; Ericales; Ebenaceae
Product: probable BOI-related E3 ubiquitin-protein ligase 3
Exons: 3
Coding region: 292-1242 (316 amino acids)
Biological process (GO): regulation of programmed cell death
Molecular function (GO): ubiquitin-protein transferase activity
Source: RefSeq, a predicted model, not a curated record